Exophiala dermatitidis NIH/UT8656 is the source of this 2664-nucleotide messenger RNA. RefSeq lists its product as uncharacterized. The transcript has a single exon. The record is from RefSeq and is a predicted model, not a curated record. The coding region runs from base 1 to 2664 and encodes 887 amino acids. Lineage: Eukaryota; Fungi; Ascomycota; Eurotiomycetes; Chaetothyriales; Herpotrichiellaceae.
AUGGCCAAUUCCGAUUCCAGCUCGCCGAUGCCGGUGCUACCAGCAUUUGGCAUCCGUUCCCUAAACGGACCUCACACUUCGCCGGCCGUCGUUCAGAUCACUGCGGGUCAAUACGAUCAAGCGGUCAAGUCUUGGCCUGAAGUUGCCUUGAUUUACCUUGACGAUGAUGAUGGCGAGAUUGUCACGGUGGGAAGUGGGCUUGAGUUGGAACAACGGUUGGAUGAACCUGCGAAGAAUUCGACUUUCCGUGUUCCUGAGGCGCUAUUGCCGGCUAGGGCUACAGCGGAUGAUGGAGAUAGCAUGAUGCAUAUCUUUGAUAUUCGGCGUGGGCAUAAGAGUGUGGCUGUUUGGAAGAAACAUGAGGCCGAAACAACGAAGAAGAUGAAGAGACGAGAUUUGGGUGUGCACAGUGGCGGUGAGCACGUUAGCAGUCUACCUGGGGCAGCCGAGCCAAAGUCUGCGUCUGCGUCUGAACACGGUGCUUCUAAGAGUGAUCUUUCCGAUACGAGCUCUGUUAAGCAGAUCGAUGGUUCAGCCGUGGUCGACACCUCCUCUGCACCGUCUGAACAGUCUGCACAGUCUCAACAGGGCUCGAACGUCACCCCCGAGCCGGCCAAGUCUUUCCCAUCCGUUGAAGAAGCGUCCUCAAGUGAACUAGACAACAUCCUCUUUGAUGUUUUCAGCAGCCUUGGCUCGAACCUGGGCCCUGUUGCAGACUUCCUCGAGGCUACCGCACAAGGACUGCGAAAAGUUGCUGAGAAGAAGGCAGGGGGCGAAGCCAGUCCGGUGGAAGACGUGUUGACCGGGUUCAAGGGCAUCUUAUCGAGUGUCGGUGAACUUGGCCUGCAGUUCUUAUCUGCCGUUGACCGCGAACUACAAGAGCAGAAGACUGGCACGGCCACCCAGACAGACCCGUCUCCUUCGCAGCCGGUGCAAUCUGAAUCAUCAGCAUUUUGCCUUCCUCCCUUGAUUAUGAAGCAGCCAGAAACCAACGCAAAGAAGGUCACCUUUGUCGGAACGCCCUGGUCCGAGGCAGAGAAACUAGAGGACGACUCAGACCUCUUCUACUACGCUGACCAGAAUGGCUGGAAAUGUUUCAACCACAAGGAUUACGCUCGCUCGGCCACCAACAAGUACUCGCCUGCAGAUGUAUUGCAACAUAAUCCCCCUCCGAGGCCGGCGACACAGGCUGUUCAGAACAAGGCCUCGGUUUCUCCUCCUCCCAGAUCGUCCAUCCUCGACCAAGACCCGUCUGAGCCUGAUUUCUCCGCCAGAUACCCUCCGCUGCUGUCGGUUCGCAAGGCUAAGAGUGUCGCUGGUCUGAACAAGCCCACGCAUCCCCCUCCAGUCGGACACGUUGUCACCAACACCGCAACAACCCUGACACGUUACCCUACUAUCGGACAGUUUGAGCAACAGACCCGAAUCAACAUGACUAAACAUGCUUCCACGCCUCAUCUCAGAGAGUGGCCCCCUCGCUCUUACUUGAGCUGUCGCUCGACGGAUACUGCACCCAAGCCAAAGAAGACGGAUGUAUACAAGGCACCAUCUGUUGAGGACGACGUAGGAUCGGGAGACACUACUGUCGACGGUCCGCAAGUCCAGACUGGUGUCAAGGAGAAGUCUACUGGAUUGCGGUCCAAAUGGGUCCCUGGUGCCUGGCCCGAACAGAAGACCGAGGACUUGCACCCCAGCCCUGCUGCAUCCAACCCAUCCUAUCCAAAGUUACCCGACAACAGUCCCGAGAAGUCUGCUACAUCGACCCAGGGAGAGGGAUCAGGAGGCUUGUUCCAACGUGGUUCUUCAGGUGCCGGCUACCAUUCAGUCCCAUCAUUGCAUCUUCCACGAAGAUACCAUACCGUGAGCGGAACGAAUCCUGCUGCAAGAUUGAAUGGGCCCUUCGACCCUCUUGCCUCACUUACGUCCCAUGAUGAAGAUGGUACUUCUCGUGACCGGCCCACCAGCCGCGGACGCAACUGGGCGACUUCUCGUGGUAUGAGCUCAGCAGAGUCACAACUUGCUGGCCACCUUCAAUCCGAUAUGAGUUCCAAAAAACAAGCAGACUACCUGCCACCAUCCAUGGCUUGGGCCCCUCUGAUGACUGCGCGGUACCGCCACGUUGCCGCACCAUACCCUCAUCUCCAUCAUAUGCGCCCUCGACCUGCCCCUGUCAGCCGUCCAGCCAGGCCGAAAAUGAUGUCCCCAAUGACCUCUGUCCAAUCUUUUGGGUCUGCGUCAGCUGUCGCCGGCCCAGCCCACCCUCUGCAGUCCGAGGCGACGGCCCAUGGCGGAGCAAGCGAUAAGAAACUUAGCCUUGAUUCUAGUGGCCCAUCGUUUCCUCACCUCGCACCAAGCCAUGCCCAUCCAAAAGCAGGCUUGAUCCCAAUAAUCACACCAGCCCCCUACACUCGUCCAACAGGCCGUCAUGACGCAUCUGCGGUCCCACCACCGACCUCUACUUUGGCGGCUGAUCAAUGUACCAAGACUCUCAAGGCGAUGGGGUACGGUCUUGGGGACGACAAUGAGAUGUCACGACUAAACAUGUACGCCAGCGCCACAGCGGGUGAUGUCGAGGCCGCCAUUGAAAUGAUUGAAGAGGACCGCGAAGCAGCCAAGGAGUUGACGGAGCUUCUUGAUGCACCAAAGGGGGUUAGAGAGGUUUGA